Nymphaea colorata (pocket water lily) is the source of this 5363-nucleotide messenger RNA. Its product is annotated as ARF guanine-nucleotide exchange factor GNOM. The transcript has 3 exons. Bases 370 to 4788 code for a protein of 1472 amino acids. Gene Ontology annotation, molecular function: guanyl-nucleotide exchange factor activity. NCBI's taxonomy places the organism in Eukaryota, Viridiplantae, Streptophyta, Magnoliopsida, Nymphaeales, Nymphaeaceae. The record is from RefSeq and is a predicted model, not a curated record. Gene Ontology annotation, biological process: regulation of ARF protein signal transduction.
AAAUCAGGAAGAAAGUUUGACUAUUCAAGUGCCAAUUUGAUAGGCGUUCUCUUUCCUGCAAAAGAGAAACGGGAGAAGGAGCGAAAGUUUCUCUCCCUCUCUCUGGCUGUGUCUCUGUGCGUCAAACCCUAGCCCCAGCCCUGAUCCCUAUGGAUGAGGGCUUGGUAUCAACAAUAACAGCGUUUGAUGUUCUUAUCAGACAUAACUUAUAAUUCUGCAUCCAUGAGAAACAAUGGGAUUCUCCCUCGUCUAGGUAUACUGCAUUUCUUGCCAGAAAUGCUUCGUUGAUGUAGGCUUCAUGCAUUUUUUCUGUUGCUGUUGUCGCUGGGGUUGAAGGGAUUUGAAAUUUCUGCUACACGUUGCUUCAAAAUGGGGCGCCCGAAGAUGCAGACAGAAAUUAAUGCAAUUGCCGAAGAACCAGAGGAUAAUGAAUGUUCAUCAAAAAGAGCAGCCUUGGCCUGCAUGGUAAAUUCAGAGGUGGGUGCUGUUUUGGCUGUCAUGAGGAGAAAUGUACGAUGGGGCGGUCGUUAUAUGACUGGUGAUGAUCAAUCAGAGCAUGCUCUUGUUUAUUCACUAAAGGCACUUCGGAAGCAGAUCUUUUCAUGGCAACAGCAGUGGCAGACGAUUAAUCCAACCACGUACCUUAAGCCAUUUUUAGAUGUGAUUCGAUCAGAUGAGACUGGUGCACCAAUCACAGGGGUGGCCUUAUCUUCCGUAUACAAGAUUUUGACUUUGGAGAUUUUUGAUCUAAGUACCGUAAACGUGGAAGAAGCAAUGCAUAUGGUAGUGGACGCUGUGACCAGCUGCCGGUUUGAGGUGACUGACCCAGCAUCUGAAGAAGUCGUGUUGAUGAAGAUUCUCCAAGUUCUUCUUGCCUGCAUGAAAAGUAAAGCAUCAGUUAUGUUGCACAAUCAACAUGUCUGCACUAUAGUGAACACGUGUUUCCGUGUGGUCCAUCAAGCUGGCACAAAGGGUGAGUUGCUUCAGAGGAUAGCCCGCCACACCAUGCACGAGCUUGUCAGGUGUAUAUUUUCUCAUUUACCGGAUAUUGGGCACUUGGAGUCUACCUUGGCUAGUAAAGAGGGAUCUCGUCACAAUCCAGAUGCUCUUGUGGAUGGGCAUGAAAAGGACUACAGCUUUGGGAAUAAGUCCCGUGAUAAUGGGAAUGGGAACCUUGAACCUGAUGUCCCACUUGUUUCUAUGUCUUUCCCUUCAAAUGCUUCAGUGGUUCCAGCAUCCAGUCUGGUAGAUGAUAACUCUAUGGAGAUUGCCAAUAACUUGGAGUCACCAAAUGAUAUGCAUCUUAUGAAUGAACCCUAUGGGAUUCCCUGCAUGGUUGAGAUAUUUCAUUUCAUGUGUUCACUUUUGAAUAUAGGUGAGCAUGUUGGCGUGGGGCCACAGUCAAACCCAAUAGCAUUUGAUGAAGAUGUCCCACUUUUUGCUCUGGGCUUAAUCAAUUCUGCUAUAGAAUUGGGAGGGUUGUCUAUACGUCAGCACCCAAAACUGUUGGCAUUGGUGCAGGAUGAGCUUUUUCGGAACUUGAUGCAGUUUGGUUUGUCAAUGAGUCCACUAAUUUUGUCAAUGGUCUGCAGCAUUGUGCUGAACUUGUACCUACAUUUGAGGGAGGAACUGAAGCUUCAGCUUGAAGCUUUCUUUUCAUGUGUUGUACUGAGACUCACACAGAGCAGAUAUGGAGCUACAUUCCAGCAGCAGGAAGUCAUAAUGGAAGCUCUUGUUGACUUCUGCAGGCAGCCGAAUUUCAUGGCAGAGAUGUACGCAAACCUUGAUUGUGACAUAACGUGCAGUAAUGUGUUUGAAGAUCUUGCUAACUUGCUAUCAAAGAGUGCAUUUCCUGUCAACUGUCCGCUUUCUGCCAUGCAUGUCCUUGCCUUGGAAGGGUUAAUUGCUGUCAUUCAGGGCAUGGCUGAAAGGAUUAGCUCUGCAUCUCCUGCUUUGGGCCACGGCCCAGUGAGUGACCUGGAAGAGUACACAGCAUUUUGGACUGUUAAGUGUGAAAGCUAUAAUGAUCCUAAUUAUUGGGUCAAAUUUGUGCGCCGCAGAAAAUAUAUCAAGAGGAAGCUGAUGAUUGGAGCAAACCAUUUUAACAGGGAUCCUAAGAAAGGGCUAGAGUUCCUCCAAGGGACACAUUUAUUGCCCGAUAAGCUUGAUCCUCAAAGCGUGGCUUGCUUUUUCAGGUACACAGCUGGAUUGGAUAAGAGUCUUGUUGGCGACUUUUUGGGAAAUCACGAUGAUUUCUGUGUACAGGUGCUGCAUGAAUUUGCUCGGACUUUUGAUUUCCAGGAAAUGAACUUGGAUACUGCUCUAAGGCUGUUUUUGGAAACUUUCAGAUUGCCAGGAGAAUCACAGAAGAUACAGAGGGUGCUUGAGGCAUUCUCCGAAAGAUAUUAUGAGCAAUCACCCUAUGUUCUUGCAGACAAAGAUGCUGCUCUAGUCUUGUCAUAUUCUAUCAUAAUGCUUAAUACAGAUCAACACAAUGUUCAGGUGAAGAAGAAAAUGACAGAAGAGGAUUUUAUACGAAACAAUCGAACUAUUAAUGGUGGUAGAGACCUUCCUAGAGAGUUUCUCUCUGAUCUGUAUCAUUCGAUCUGCAAAAAUGAAAUUCGUACAACUCCAGAACAAGGAGCUGGCUUUCCGGAGAUGACUCCUAGUCGUUGGAUUGAUCUCAUGAGGAAAUCGAAGACGACUGCCCCCUAUAUCACCUGUGACUCGAGAGCAUUUCUUGAUCAUGAUAUGUUUGCAAUCAUGUCUGGCCCUACCAUUGCAGCCAUUUCAGUUGUGUUUGAACAUGCACAACAUGAAGAGGUCUUCCACAUGUGUGUUGAAGGCUUUUUGGCAGUAGCAAAGAUCUCUGCGUGCCACCAUCUUGAAGAUGUAUUGGAUGAUUUGGUUGUUUCUCUUUGCAAAUCCACAACACUUUUAAAUCCUCUGUCAUCUGAGGAACCAGUUAUUGCAUUUGGUGAUGAUACUAAAGCAAGGAUGGCAACUGUUACUGUCUUCACUAUCGCUAAUCGAUUUGGUGAUUACAUACGCAGUGGUUGGAGAAACAUCCUUGAUUGCAUCUUGAGAUUGCACAAGCUUGGGCUUUUGCCUGCUCGAGUUGCCAGUGAUGCAGCAGAUGAUUCAGAGGUGUCUACAGAUUCUAGCCAUGGGAAACCUGCCCCUGGUGCUGUAUCAGUGUCCCAUAUGACACCAAUGGGUACGCCUCGAAGAUCUGCAGGUUUGAUGGGUAGAUUUAGUCAAUUGUUGUCACUUGACACAGAAGAACCCAGGUCACAACCUACUGAACAGCAGCUUGCUGCUCAUCAACGCACUCUUCAGACAAUCCAGACAUGUCAUAUUGAUAGCAUUUUUACUGAAAGUAAAUUCUUGCAAGCAGAUUCACUCUUGCAGCUUGCUAGGGCCCUUAUAUGGGCAGCUGGUAGGCCUCAGAAAGGGAAUCCAUCACCUGAGGAUGAAGACACUGCAGUAUUUUGCUUGGAGUUGCUGAUUGCCAUCACAUUGAACAACCGCGACCGAAUUGUUCUUCUUUGGCAAGGUGUUUAUGAACAUAUAGCCAGUAUUGUACAGUCAACAGUGAUGCCUUGUGCUCUUGUUGAGAAGGCUGUUUUUGGACUCCUGCGUAUCUGCCAAAGGCUGCUUCCGUAUAAGGAAAACUUGGCCGACGAACUCUUAAGGUCCCUACAGCUCAUAUUAAAGCUUGACGCUCGUGUAGCUGAUGCUUACUGUGAGCACAUCACCCAGGAAGUUAUGCGUCUUGUGAAAGCUAAUGCUGCACAUAUUCGGUCUCAACCUGGCUGGCGAACCAUCUGUUCACUGUUGUCUAUCACAGCUCGACAUCCUGAAGCAUCUGAAGCUGGGUUUGAGGCGCUUACAUUUAUCAUGGUCGAGGGUGCACACCUCUCACCAACAAAUUAUGUGCUUUGCUUGGAUGCAUCGAGGCAGUUUGCUGAGUCCCGUCUUGGUUUAACAGACAGAUCUCUUAGGGCGCUGGAUCUGAUGGCUGAAUCACUCCCUUGCCUUGCAAAAUGGCAUUCAGUGGCCAAAGAAGGAGGAGAUGACUCCUCUAAGGUAUCACAGGAUAUUGUGGAGAUGUGGCUGAAGUUGGUGCAAGGUUUGAGGAGAGUGUGUCUUGAACAGAGGGAGGAGGUGAGGAACCAUGCUUUAUCUUUGCUUCAGCGAUGCUUGACGACGGCGGAUGGGAUUGGGGUCACUCCAACUGCAUGGUUGCACUGCUUUGAUCAUAUCGUGUUUACUUUGAUUGAUGACCUGCUUGAGAUUGCACAGGGGCAUUCUCCUAAAGACUACAAAAAUAUGGAAGGUUCUAUGGUUCUAGCACUGAAACUGUUAUCCAAGGUUUUUCUUCAAUUGCUGGUUGAUCUGUCUUCAUUGCCUAGCUUUUGUAAGAUGUGGCUUGGUAUCCUUACACGGAUGGAUAAGUAUGGAAAGGCUAAAAUUAGAGGAAAGAGAUGUGAUAAGCUUCAGGAGCAGGUGCCUGAAAUUCUAAAAAAUAUACUUCUUGUGAUGAAAAACCGAGGAGUUCUUGUUCAGAGAAGUGCUUUAGGUGGUGACAGCCUAUGGGAGUUGACAUGGAUGCAUGUGAAUGCAUUUGCCCCUUUCUUGCUGGCAGAAACUUUCCCAGAUCAAGAACCACAUUCAGUGGACAACAAAACCACAGUGGUUCACAGUUCAUCUGCAUGUCAGCACUCUGACUUGGUUGCAGAAGGUGUGCUGGCUUCUGGAUCAAGUAACAAAAAUGGAGGAGGAUAAAAGAUGAAAGGAAAUGAUAAAAUUUUCUUAGUUUCAUAUGAAGGGCCUCAAAGGAAUUGUUAUGUAUAUAUAUUCCAGGAAUGCUGCAUCCUUCUUGGGUGGAUUGAGAAAUUUCUAUUACAACAUCAGAAGCAGAACCUGGAGAGGGGACACGAGAGAGCAUGGCUUCCCUCCCAGUCUUGAAAGUUCUAUUAUUCUGGUAUCUUUUUGAAAUUCUUUUGCAGCUGGGCUUUCUGUGAGGAUAAGCAGAUAGCCUGCUAGUUCCACUUGAGUUGCCAUUUUGAUUGCUUAUUUCGUCCUUUAAGAGGACUUCUUGUCCCGAUAGUUGAAGUGAAUUGCCAGAAUACCUUCAGACUUUUAUGUAAACACCUUUGUCCACCCUGAAUUUGGUUACUUCUGAUAAACUGAUGUUGAUGUAUCUUUGAAAUUAUUUUCUUAGCGCAUUCAGGCUUCUUUUUGUAUAUUUAGCGACUUCAACUCUCUGGGUACGUGCUAGGCUGCGAGCACGAUGAUCUACUUCACAUGUCCUGUUCUAUUUGGCUGAUUUGAAAUACAUUGUGCUCUCGUCAUGCCCA